Acanthoscelides obtectus is the source of this 3434-nucleotide messenger RNA. Lineage: Eukaryota; Metazoa; Arthropoda; Insecta; Coleoptera; Chrysomelidae. The record is from the annotation of a GenBank genome assembly.
GUGACGUAAGCCGUCGUCCAUCUCCCGCGACCUGCAUACAUGACCGAAAACAAAUGAAUAUCGAGAGGCUAUCAUGUGCAGGCGGCCGCGCACAUCGCACGCAACUAUUGGGAUAUCCGCGGAAAAACAAAUGAAGCUAGCUACUACAACUACAACUCGGCCGCUCUGAUUUCAAACCGCGGAACGCGCGCGAAUGGUUCUUGGCUCGCGAAAAGUUCAUUAACGAUUGUCUGUUGUUGGCGCUGAAAGGUCCGAAGACCGGAAUAUUGUGCCAAGCCCUUUUCCGGAGUUUUAAGGGAAUUAUGGUUUGACGUUUUGCCCAUCAAAAUGACCAUGCGAGCCGUGGCCUUGAAUGUUUACGAACUUGCUCCACUGUGUAGUCCAUUGAUUCGCGCAACAGAGGGUUGCUGGGCAACUCCGCUUGGGCUCUGAUGUGAUGUAACAUCUGCUUCGGAGAUGGCAUUAUUGGUGGUCUAAUCUAUACCAGUGUGGAGCCCCAGCAAGAUCCAGUCCAUGGGGACCAGGCCAGAUCCAGAAGGGUGAGCAUUGCAGAUGGCCAUGCUGGACAUGACAAUCUCGCUUUUGACUCACCUAGUCGGAAGAUAUCCAUCAAUUCGGACCAUACAGAACUAGGACCAGUCAGAAAAAAGAGCAUCCUGCACAGAGUUGGCGAUGUGGAUAGUUGUAGCUUACAUGGAAAGCCUGAAUGUGGCAGACAGCACCAUCAAACAAAUGGAGACAGAUGCAAGAAAUUGUCCACAACAGACUCGAUGCAUUCUAGGGCAACCAGAUUUUCAGAUAUGCAGGAUACUGAAAGGUCUUGGUGGUAUGGGUUCUGCCUCAAAUGCCGGUCUAAAGAUGAAGGCGUACCAUCUUGGAGCCCACCCUUAUGGCACAAAAUGUGUCCUUAUCCAUUCUGUCCAACGUAUAGACAGUUCACAAGAAUAGUAGCUAUAAGUCUGAUAGGCGUGCUAACAUGGUGCGUGGUGUAUGCCAUCGUGGGUGACACAGCAGCGCCACCUAACGGCCACCUCUUCCAACUCAUCAUCCUUAGCAUCGCGGCCCACUUUGGAGGGUGGCUGAUGAGUCUCACUACUUUACCGGCAUUGAUCGGCAUGCUCUUCACAGGAGUACUGCUCCAGAACGUUAGCAUUGUAAAUAUAGAUUCUUCAUUCCAACAUAUCACUAAGGAGCUGAGGAAUAUUGCUUUGGUGAUAAUCCUGAUCAGAGCAGGUCUCGACUUAGACCCAUCGGCGCUCAGAAGACUGAAGUUUUCCGUUAUCAAAGUAGGACUGUUACCAUGGUUUAUAGAAGUAGGACUCGUCACAGUCAUGUCAGCGCUGAUAUUGCGUAUUCCUUGGGAUUAUGCAGUACUCAUGGGCGCGAUUGUCGGUGCAGUAUCCCCAGCUGUAGUGGUGCCAUGUUUGUUCCGACUGAGAUCAAAAGGAUACGGUGUAGCUAAAGGCAUUCCUACACUCAUUAUAGCCGUAGCAGGGAUAGAUGACGCGGUUUCGGUAGCUGUGUUUGGAAUCAUCAAAAGCAUCAUGUUUUCACCAAGUUCGCUUACAAGUGUUAUCAUCCAGGGACCUGCGUCUAUUGUGGGAGGUAUUGGUUUUGGAAUAUUCUGGGGCUCUAUAUCAUACUACGCCCCAGAACGAAACGACCCUUUUGUUGUACCAUUGAGGGUACUAAUGCUCUUGGUAGGCGGAACAGUUGCAGUAUUCGGCAGCGAACUCUUGGGAUAUGGUGGCGCAGGGCCUUUAGGAUGUGUUUCUGCAGCUUUCGUGUCACUCGUGUUUUGGUGCAAGCAAGGUUGGGAGAUAGAAGAUAAUCCAGCUGCAACCGCAUUCGAAAUUUUCUGGAUGAUCUUUGAGCCUAUUCUGUUCGGCCUGACAGGAGCGUCUAUCAAAAUCAACGAAUUAGAUGGGCCGGUGGUGUCGAUCUGCGUUGGAAUCUUGCUGACAGCUAUCAUCAUCAGGAUGCUGUUCACCGUCGUCUGCGGAAUAGGUUGCAAGUUAAACCUUAAAGAAAAGCUUUUCGUGGCGUUCGCCUGCAUGUCUAAAGCCACAGUCCAGGCUGCUUUGGGGCCAGUUACGUUAGGUGUAGUGGCUGCAAGCACAGUUGAACACGAAUACGCCGAAAAAAUCCUAACCGUCUGCAUACUAUCCAUCGUUCUCACAGCUCCCACCAGUGCCAUACUCAUCACGAUACUUGGUCCCAAAUUGCUCACCAAAACGAAGUUCCCAGUGAUUCCAGAAGACUGGCGAAGGAGUCACAGACCUUCUAUUAGAGACAUCAGCAUCAUUGAUGAAGAAGAGGAAAGGGAUGAUACUGUCGAUGUUACUUGCGAUACAACUGAUACAAGUGUGACCAAGAUUGAUCCAGAUUCAUUGUCGGAUUCAACAAAACAUCAACUGUGAACAAGCUGCAUCCUUCACAUUUCUCUAGGUUCUUGGUCCGCAGCGGUUUUUUUACUUCAAUUUACCGUUUGAUUAACAACAUGUGGAAGAUGUAUGAUAUAUCCUAGGAACAGUGAUAUUACUAACGAGAUAACCAUAAUCCAUUCCAAAAACUAAAUGAUAUUCUAAGUACUGGCACCAUAAGCUAUUCUGCUUAUCAGGGUAUGCAUAUAUGCAUAUGAUAUGUCAUAUUUUGCUUCUUUAUUUUAUUACUCCAUUAGAUAGGCGUGUUACCUAGAGCUAUUUUUAUGCCAUAGUAUAAACUGUCACACGUAUUGAAGGUUAAUAUUGUUUUUUUAUGACCAGGAAACUCAAACAUUUGAAUAGAGUUCCUCUCCAACGAAGCUUUUAUCUACUUUUAUGCUAUUGGUGCAGACAGAGUUAUUAAUUGAGCUAUUUUUCGUAUUCUAUUAUAACACAUCAGCAAAUUAUAAAUGGCAAAUAAAAAACCAGGCAGUUUUACGUUAACACUGCUUCAUUACGUGCAUACGUGAGUUGCGUUACCGAAGCUCUGGAAUCGCCUUCACAGUAUACUGGAAUUGCUAUGAGAGCAUGACUUAAUUUAUAAAAAGUACAUUUGAUUUAAAAAUCGGCGUUAAAAUUAUUAUUAUUCGUCUGUACGUUUACAGAAUUCAGUUUCGUCAGUAGUCAUUGAAGUAUUGAAACCUUUAUAGAGCUCAAAUUAGAGUAACUGUUAUGUAUACAAACUGUUUUGUAAAUGUCACAGUAUAAAAAUCCAUGGUCUCUAUAACCAGAAUUGUGGAUAUUAAAAUCUUCACUCAAAUGUUAUUAGGGUCUUUCAUGUUAUAUUUUCUAUGUUUUGUAAUACGUAGUAUUGAGAUUCAGUAUUUUAUCGUAGAAUUACAUAUCAGUUGUAGUGAUACUUUUAGUGAUUUUAUUUUUAUGUGUAAAAUGUAAGAGAAGUUGCAUUAUGAUUAAAAUUAGUCGAAAAUGUGUUAAAUAAAUACUUAUGAG